Messenger RNA from Didymodactylos carnosus, 646 nucleotides. The record is from the annotation of a GenBank genome assembly. Lineage: Eukaryota; Metazoa; Rotifera; Eurotatoria; Philodinida; Philodinidae.
AUGAAACUGUCUUCUCUCGCUGUAUUUUUCGCUUCAACUGAAUUAGUGACCAGUAAAGGUCCUCUACGUACCUUUGAAGAAAAUAUGGAAAAAGCAGACGACAAUUUAUUAAAAGACAAUAGCUUCACGUUCGUGCCACCAAUACCCGUGCUGAAAACAAUUGCAAAUGAAUACCGGCAAAAUCACAGGCUUAGUGAAGAUAUCUUCACAGAAAUUCGAAUUUUGAAACGUGCACUAGCAGUAGCUGACAUUUCUUCAAAUGAUUUUAGUGGUAAGUGCCUGAAAGGAACUAAUUACAAUAAACGGGUACCGAACGAAGUCUUAAUCUUCUCGCCUCUCUUAAGUUCUUAUUUUAAAGUACGAAUUGUUGAAGCAAAAGAGAAAAUAGUCUUAAGUGUUUGCAAGCUACUAACGAGGGAACAUAUCCAACUGUCAAAUCGCUUUUCUAACGAAAUGCGGUAGCUUAUAGGUAAUCGAUCAUGCUGAUUCCGAAUAUGAUAGCCGUUUUGGCUAAUAGGCCUUUCCUAAUCGCUUUCUAGAAAACCAGUUUUCCAGAAACCUCAAAAAAUCCCCAAGAAUUUUUCUAAAUAAGUCACAACUAGAGCUCGCGAAAUUCUGAUUAAAAUGAGACAUCUCCCAGCUCUAC